GUUGAGCGUGCUGUUUAACGCGCAUCUCUGGUUUAUUUUAAUCGUGAUCUUUACAAAUAACGCGUGUAUGUACUCUUCAUCCGUGCUCUCGACACGGAUUAUUCUGCGGUGUUUCGGGGGUGAUCUGUAACAGCACUACAGUGAUAUUUUGAAGGGGAACUCAUCCGCUUUUCACACGCGCAUCCUGCGUUAUAUGGUAAAUCAUGUACGCUCCGGCAGCCGAUACGGGAGUGACGGUGGUGGAGAAGGAUGCUGCUCUGAGCAGUGCGUACUCACCUGUGGACUACAUGAGCAUCACCAGCUUCCCUAGACUACCAGAAGAUGAUGUUUCAGCCGACAACACUCUCAAAUCACGCAGAGAUGAUGAUAACUUCCUCAGUGAGCAGGACACAGACCCUGAUCUGUUCCUGAAGUCGGCCCGACUGCAGCGGCUGCCCUCCUCUGCCUCGGCCAGUCGGGAUGUCUCUCCACUGAGAGAGACCAGCAGAGACCCGCUGGCACAGGAUUGUGCCUGCACACGUGACGGGCUGACCGUCAUCAUCACCGCCUGCCUGACCUUCGCCACGGGGGUCACCGUGGCCCUCAUAAUGCAGAUCUAUUUUGGAGACCCGCAGGUGUAUAAUCAAGGCGCGGUGGUGACGGAUGUGGCCCGCUGCACGUCUCUGGGCUUUGACGUUCUGGGCAAACAGGGGUCCAGCGUUGAUGCCGCCAUAGCCGCUUCGCUCUGCCUGGGCAUCAUCCAUCCCCACACCUCGGGCAUCGGCGGUGGUGGCGUGAUGCUGGUCCAUGACAUCCGCAGGAACGAGAGCCGGGUCGUUGACUUCCGCGAGACGGCACCCUCCGGGAUUCACCAGGACAUGAUGCUGCAUGUUAAUCAAAGGUCAGGUCUGUUAGUGGCUGUUCCCGGCUUGAUCAGUGGACUACAUCAAGCUCAUCAGCUCUAUGGAAGAAUGGCCUGGAAAGACGUCAUCACUAUGGCCGCAGAUGUGGCAAGGAAUGGAUUCAAUGUGACGCAUGAGCUGGCUGAUGCGCUGUCUGAAGUGAAGGAGCAGAAUGUGUCGAAUGCAUUCAGAGAUCUGUUCCUGCCGAACGGUCAGGCUCCCCUCGCGGGACUCUUCACUAAACGCCUGGAUUUAGCUGCCGUUCUGGACAGGAUUGCAGCCAAUGGAGUCUCAGAGUUCUACAGUGGGAAUCUGACUCAGGAAAUUACAUCAGAGGUUCAAGCUAAAGGAGGUGUGUUGACAGAGGACGACUUCAAAAACUACACCACUGUCAUACAGAAGCCACUGCAAAGCCUUUACCAGGGCUACCAGGUGUUUGUUCCUCCUCCGCCCCACGCGGGAGCCGCCCUGCUGUCCGCUCUCAACAUCCUGGAGGGAUUUAACAUCACAAACCAGGUGUCCAGGAGCAACAUUUACCACUGGAUAGCUGAGUCUCUGAAGAUUGCUUUGUCUCAAGCCAGUGGACUGGGAGACUCCAUGUUCGAUUCAUCGGUUUCUGAGUUGGUGACGCAGAUGCUCAGUAAAGGCCAGGCUGCUGCGCUCCGGCAGAAGAUCAGUGAUUCACAGGCGUCUGCGCGUAACAGCAUUGAGCCGGGCAAGAGGCCGGCCUCGUUCCUGAUGCCGAUCGCGGUGAGGCCGUCCAUCGGUCUGUGUGGCACAUACGUCGCGCUGGGCUCCUCUAACGGCGAGCGGGCGCUGAGCGGCAUCACGCAGGUUUUGAUCAAUGUUUUGUCAUCACGUAAUAACAUGAGUGACAGCGUGUCCUACGGCAGACUGCAUCCUCUCAUCCAAAACAACACCCUGCUGGUGGACUCUAAAUUUGCUGAGGCGGAUGUGAAGUCUCUGAUGCAGAAGGGUCAUGAUGUGCGUAAGGUGGACAUCAUCUCACUGGUAGAAGGGACCCGGAGGACCAAUGACCUGAUCAUCGGUGUGAAGGACCCGCGCAGCACUGACGCCUCUGCGCUGUCCAUGUCCAUGCCCUAGAUUCACACACACUCUGUGCUACUGUACUGUUUGAUCACUAAAUGGGGACGUUAUGAGGUUAACAAGUUCCAAGGAUAGAGUUGAUAACCAAAAUAGGUGGACAGUGUCCGGUAGAUAGAAAUGAGCCGCUACCUGCUACCCCACCACAAAAACAGCAACAUACACACACACACGAUGAUGACAAAUUGUAAA
Sinocyclocheilus rhinocerous is the source of this 2177-nucleotide messenger RNA. Its product is annotated as gamma-glutamyltransferase 7-like. The transcript is spliced from 15 exons. Bases 204 to 1985 code for a protein of 593 amino acids. The record is from RefSeq and is a predicted model, not a curated record. Gene Ontology annotation, biological process: glutathione catabolic process. NCBI's taxonomy places the organism in Eukaryota, Metazoa, Chordata, Actinopteri, Cypriniformes, Cyprinidae. Gene Ontology annotation, cellular component: plasma membrane. Gene Ontology annotation, molecular function: glutathione gamma-glutamate hydrolase.